Cyclocybe aegerita is the source of this 549-nucleotide messenger RNA. The record is from the annotation of a GenBank genome assembly. NCBI's taxonomy places the organism in Eukaryota, Fungi, Basidiomycota, Agaricomycetes, Agaricales, Hemipholiotaceae.
AUGCGCACCCUCAAGUUCCACGAGCAAAAACUUCUCAAGAAAGUCGAUUUUCUCAACUGGAAGCAAGAUGCCAAUCUACGCGAGAUCAAGGUCAUGCGCCGCUACCAUAUCCAGCACCGCGACGACUACCACAAGUACAACAAGCUCUGCGGCUCUCUCAGGUCGUUUGCCCACCGAAUAUCCCUUCUGCCCGCCCAAGACCCCUUCCGAAGCCGCAUGGAGGCACAGCUCCUCUCCAAACUCUACGACAUGGGCGUCCUAAACUCAUCCGCGAAGCUCUCCGACAUCGAAAACAAGCUCACCGUCGCGGCAUUUUGCCGACGUCGUCUCGCAGUCUUCAUGUGCAUGUCCAAAAUGGCAGAAACCGUCAGCGCAGCCGUAAAAUUCAUCGAGCAAGGCCAUGUCCGCGUUGGCCCUGACGCCAUCACAGACCCCGCCUUCCUCGUCACCAGACACAUGGAAGAUUUUGUCACAUGGGUCGACACCUCCAAGCUCAAACGCACCAUUAUGCAAUACAACGACGAGCUCGACGAUUUCGAUCUUCUCUGA